AAUAAAAACGAGCCAAUAAUUUUAGAACCGAGCAACAAGGGACUGAAUCAUAAUGUCCCUCUUUCUAAGUUUCUUUAAACAUAAUUAAGGAGUAAUCAUAUGUCCUAUAAGUACAAUACAUUAUUAACUUACUUAUAUUAAGUCAUACUUUUUUUUCUGAGAUAUAAUAUAAAUAUUAUACAACACUGAAUAAAUACUAUUGUGACCUAGACAGUUCCAUAGGAAAUAAAUUUAUUUUGAACGUCAUUAUUUGUUGGAUGAUAAAAUUUUGCUUGUCAUCUGCAACACAACUUUUUCUAUAGAAGAAAAUAGUAAUAUCUAUAUUUGUGAAAUGGCGUUGGCAGAAAUAGCUGGUAUUGCAAACGCACCAUUCUUUAAAGAUAGAAAUAAUAUAAUGAGGUUUUCAAGUCAAACAUACAACCUUGAGAACCCGUAUUGCUUGUUGGCACCGCCAUCUAAUGGGCUAGUGAAUAUAGGAUCUAUGCAGGCCGCUGGAGCACAAAGCAGUACUAAAAUUAAUUACGAUCACGGUACUACAACUUUGGGAUUCAAGUACAAAGGUGGCGUUAUAUUGGCCGUUGAUUCUCGUGCGACUGGUGGUCAAUUUAUUGGUUCCCAAGAAAUGAAAAAAAUUGUAGAAAUCAACAAAUAUUUGUUGGGUACAUUGGCUGGCGGUGCUGCUGAUUGUGUAUACUGGGAUCGUGUUCUUUCAAAGGAAUGCCGCCUGCAUGAACUACGGAACAAAAAGCAUAUUUCUGUGGCAGCUGCAAGUAAAAUCAUGGCGAAUAUUGCUCAUGAGUAUAAGGGCAUGGGCUUGAGCAUGGGUAUGAUGCUAGCUGGCUAUGAUGAUAAAGGUGCUGGUCUAUACUAUGUCGAUUCGGAAGGAUCUCGAUCGCCAGGAAAUAUAUUUUCCGUGGGAAGUGGUUCAAUUUAUGCGUAUGGUGUACUUGAUUCAGGUUACAAAUAUGAUUUGGAGGAUCAAGAAGCCUACGAAUUAGGGCAACGUGCUAUAUAUCAUGCAACAUUCAGAGAUGCUUAUUCCGGUGGCAUUAUUCGAGUGUACCACUUAAAAAAAGAUGGUUGGAUAAAAAUAUCGGAGCGCGAUUGUAAAGAUCUUCACUUUAGAUACCAAGAAGAAAAAAAUUAAUAAUUUUUUAAUCAAUCCAUAAAAUCAAGAAUCAAUGUAGUUAUUUUUAAAUAAAGUUUUACUAUAGAUAUGGUUAAAAGCUUUAA
Molecule: messenger RNA, 1233 nt
Organism: Bactrocera oleae (olive fruit fly)
Lineage: Eukaryota; Metazoa; Arthropoda; Insecta; Diptera; Tephritidae
Product: proteasome subunit beta type-5
Cellular component (GO): proteasome core complex
Molecular function (GO): threonine-type endopeptidase activity
Source: RefSeq, a predicted model, not a curated record